CAGGUGUCAUGGCGGCUCCCGCUCUGGCGCCGGGCUGGGGUCCGCUCCGCCUUGGCUUCGGUUGCUGCCUUCGUGGCUGCCUGCCCCGGGGCCUGAGCGCCCGCGGAAGGGGGCUUCCAGCGCCCGUGGUCUUGGGACGAAGCGCGACCGCGUCCAGCCGGACAGAAGCCCCCGGCAGUGACCUGUACUGCGUGGAGCUGCUCCGGAAACGAGACUAUGAAGGAUAUUUAUGUUGCCUGUUACUGCCAGCAGAAGCCCGGAGCUCUGCUUUUGCAUUGAGAGCCUUCAAUGUGGAACUGGCUCAGGUUAAAGACUCAGUCUCUCAGAAAACAAUUGGCCAAAUGCGAAUGCAGUUUUGGAAGAAAGCUGUGGAAGAUAUAUAUUCUGACAAUCCUCCUCAUCAGCCAGUAGCCAUUGAACUGUGGAAGGCAGUCAGGAGACAUAAUUUAACGAAAAGAUGGCUUAUGAAAAUCAUUGAUGAAAGAGAAAAAAAUUUGGAUGACAAAACAUAUCGAAACAUCCAAGAACUAGAAACAUAUGCUGAAAACACGCAAAGUUCUCUUCUCUACUUGACACUGGAAGUAUUGGGUAUAAGGGACCUCCAUGCAGAUCAUGCUGCAAGUCAUAUUGGGAAAGCACAAGGCAUUGUCACCUGCUUGAGAGCAACUCCCUAUCAUAUUAGUAGGAGAAAGGUGUUUCUUCCCAUGGACAUUUGCAUGCUGCAUGGUGUUUCACAAGAAGAUUUUUUACGUAAGAAUCAAGAUAAAAAUGUGAGGGAUGUAAUUUAUGACAUUGCCAGCCAGGGACAUCUUCAUUUAAAACACGCCAGAUCCUUCCAGAAAAGUAUUCCUGUGAAAGCAUUUCCUGCUUUUCUUCAGACGGUUGCUUUAGAGGACUAUUUAGAAAAAAUUCAAAGAGUGGAUUUUGAUGUGUUCCACCCAAGAUUACAGCAGAAGAAUACAUUAUUAGCAUUGCAUCUCUAUAUUCGGUCUUGGAAAAAAAGAUAUUAAAAUCAAUUUAUAGUAC
This is a messenger RNA of Trichosurus vulpecula (common brushtail), 1026 nucleotides long. RefSeq names its product NADH:ubiquinone oxidoreductase complex assembly factor 6 (gene NDUFAF6). The transcript has 9 exons. Gene Ontology annotation, biological process: mitochondrial respiratory chain complex I assembly; biosynthetic process. The record is from RefSeq and is a predicted model, not a curated record. NCBI's taxonomy places the organism in Eukaryota, Metazoa, Chordata, Mammalia, Diprotodontia, Phalangeridae. Gene Ontology annotation, cellular component: mitochondrion. The coding region runs from base 9 to 1010 and encodes 333 amino acids.